AAUUAAAGAUGGAGUCGACUGUGACAGAUUUCCCGAGUUAUCCAUCGUGUUAAUGUGAAUGUCAUAUUUGGACUAUCAGAACUAUGCAAAAACUGUCUUUCUGGAGGAUUAGUUGCAGAAUACAUAAAAUCAUUCGUAUGUUGACAUAAGACGUGCAAGAGAUGUAAGAUGGAGGGCCUGAAGCUCAGUGAUCAAGAGCAGCGAUUUUAUGGAGAAUUAUUUCAAACCUGUGAUACUGAUGUUUCUGGGAAAAUAAGUGGAAUCAAAGCUUUAGAACUAUUCAGAGCUUCAGGUUUGAAUCAGGAAGCGUUACAUCAGAUAACAGAGCUGUGUGGAGCCAAGCGUCUCGGACAUUUUGGUCGCAGUCAGUUCUACAUUGCCCUGAAGUUGAUAGCAGCGGGCCAGGCAGGUCUUCCUGUCAAACUCGACAGUUUAAACUCAGGUGUAGAAAUAGCUUUGCCAAAGUUUACGAAAGUCAACGAACAAGGUGAGAGAAGAUGGCCCUCAGCCGCCUCUGACCAGGAGGGUGGACCGGUCACUGCAGAUGGUAAAGUCAGUGGCGCGGCGGGCCAGCUUCCUCCACCCCCUUCAGCAAAGAAGUCCCACACACGGAGUUUGUCCGGGCAGUACCGUGGGGUCGUCACGGAGGGACAGCAGCCAUUCAAUGCACAACAGCCACAAACGACCAACAAAGAGGAAUCCAACGACUCCAAGUCCCCUCCCUUCUCCCCCCGACAGUCCCCACCUGCCUCUCCCCCAGGGGUCCGCAGACAACUACUGAAGCAGCAGACCCUCCCUGCCACCUUCCCUGCCGUCACAGUAGCGCCCCCAGUAAAUGUGAAGAUGGCGAGUUUGGAUGGUGGCCAUGUCAACCCUGUGGCCCUGGCCGGAGGAGCGUAUCUCAACUCCACCAGUGAAAACGGGAACUGGGCUUUGUUUGAAGACGAGGAUAGUCACAUGUUGCUAGGUGCUGGUGCCAAGAAGUGGGAUCACCUGGAGCCUCCUGGGUUUGACUCGUCCUCCAUCAGCUCUGAGGCAGAGAGUGUGGAUGACAUCUGGGCCAUCAGUGAGGAACAGAGAGAGUAUUACAUGAAACAGUUCAAGACCAUGCAGCCUGACCUAGGGGGCGUUAUAACAGGAAAGGUAGCCAAAGACUUCUUUGAGAAGUCUAAACUGCCAGUAGUAGAGCUUUCUAAGAUAUGGCAACUGUCAGAUCUGAAUCGGGAUGGAGCUCUGUCUCUGGAGGAGUUCUGCAUUGCCAUGCAUCUAGUGGUGUUACGAAGGAACGAGAUCGAAUUGCCGGAACGUCUACCCCUCUCUCUCAUGCCCUAUGCUACACUUACAAGUGACGAACCAUUCGCAGCUGACCUGCCCCCAGGAAGCACCCUCAAGCGAACCACGCCCCCUUCCCCCCAGGCUAGUCAGUGGACUGCUAGCUUUGUUCAGGAAUCUCCAGGGUCAAGCGGAGUUCCCUCCCCUGCCCUAUUGCCAGUCAACUUUGAGUUUGCUAAGCCUAAUGCUGCAGACCCUGAUUCAAAGAUCAUUCACCCUGUGGCUGUACGAAUGUCUCCGGAUGGCCACCCGAUAGCUCCCGAGGGAUUCGACAGGGGUAGGGCAUUGUCAGAUCCUGGGUCGCAUGACUGUGCCCCACCUGACUCGCCGGACGCUGUUACCCCCACAAAGCAACGUUCCAAUACUGAGUCCUACCCUGACGCUAGUCAGAGUGACCCCUCAGCUAAAUACAACACACCCCUCCAUGGCCGACCCAGGCCUAUUGCAAAGAAGCAAAAUCCAGUGCCAAUGGUUGUCCGUGGUCAUAUACAACCCCCUCCACUAACUAGUCACGAAGUCGGCCCGGAUCGGCCUCACGCCCUUUUGUCCUCUGUGAGCGGCGAGUCAUCUUUAGUCAACUCCGAGCCCCCUGCACCACCUCCUAGACCACCCGGCACACACGGACGCAGUAUGUCAGUUGAUCUCAAGCCAAAGACAGAAGGAGGAAAUUACAGUGCUCUGCUGCCUCCCCCAGCUGUACCACCGAGAGUGUCGCCAAAAGACGCACCCGGCUGGAAAACCAAUGAAGGUGCAGGUAUUGCCGCCACGGAAGGGGGUGCAGAUCGGGCAGUGUCGUUUAGUGAGCCCUUGUCGACGACAGAGAACACAGUCACUAAUGAGGUCCCGAAGGAUACUGUGGAUGGGAGUGGAGAUUUCUCCAGUACAGCUUCUUCCAGUCUGACAGUAGCAGCAGAAAAUAAGGUUGUAUCGCCGUUGCCACGGGAACAGAGCGUGGCAGAGGAGGUGGAGUCAGGCAAGCCUCAGCAUGCGGUCUUAGCAUUACGGCAAGCAAGUCGAGACAAGCGUGAACUUCACAUGGCAGUGCGUACCCACACAGAGCGGAAUGCAAUGCUCACCCGAUUGAACUGUGAACUUAACCAGGAGUUACAAGAAGUGAUGGAGCAGAGGAUAGCUCUGGAGAUUCAGCUGGAGCACCUGCGGCCCUUCUCUAGUUAGUCCCAGCUAGGGGAGACAAUCUGUGAUGGGAUCCCAGGAAUAUGAGUUAUCUCCCCUGUAUUGUCCUCUUUCUAGAUGUAUAUAUUAUUAACAACAACGCUGUCUUGUGGCUCCAAGUAAUGAUAUUGCCUAUAUGCUGUGAGAACUCUAUCAGUCAUUUAGCCCUAGGUGGACUGAUUUUAAGUAGUAUUGUAUUUUGAAAUGAUUAUUUCACUACUGGAUGUGGAUAUGUAUGUGGGACAUGUAUCACCAUUAUCUGUCUUGUAAGAUCCUGUGUAAAUGAAGGGAGAUAACUCAUACAACUACCGGCUGACCCAAAUGCAAUUCAGUUUUGAUAUGGAAGUGUUUGAAUCCUGAAGAUUCUAGAACAAUGUAGUGAUCUGAGAUGCAGCUAGAAGUACAAGGAGGUGGGAAUAGCAGCUUUUAGCCUCUGUGUCCAAGUGUUGGAGAAAGUGCCGUUGCUGUUGCUGCUGAGAGCUGUGUGGUCGAUGGACGCUUCUCGGUGUAACUGUGAAUGAUGGCUGGAUGUUGAGGAGGUGUACAGUGAUGAAAUAGUGCAUGCAUGUAAAUAGUGGCCUGUGUUUUAGCCCAGUGAAAACUGAUCUGAAGUUUUAAUGAACAUAUUUUACUGUGUGAAGGUCAUUCCCUGAUAAUCAUUAUUAGCUCAUAACUGUAGAAGUCUGUCGCUCAAUGGUGGUCGUUCUUCUAAUGAUGGCUCAUCUCCCAGGUUGGUGUAGACUUGCUGUAGCAAUCUGUAGUCUUCUGUAGCAAUCUGUAGUCUACCUGCUGCAGUAAGAUAUUUAUUUCAUGACUUGAUGAAUACUUAGCUUAUUUGAAUUGGAAAUUCAUUAUUUAUUCAUCUUAACACUUUCUCAGCAACAAGAUUUUUUUUGUUCAGAACUGUUUCAAAGAUACUAUGCUCUUAUUUUUUGUUUGAAUUUUGUUAGGAUUGUUAGAAUGUGAGCAAUGGCUGUCAUAAACUCUGUUGUCUCCUGAUACACUGGAAAGAGAAGUUACUUUCUGCUUGAAAUUAUUUUGAUUUCCAAGAGACUUCAAAUAAAUUCCAUAUGUGGUUCUCA
Haliotis rubra (blacklip abalone) is the source of this 3587-nucleotide messenger RNA. RefSeq names its product ralBP1-associated Eps domain-containing protein 1-like. Gene Ontology annotation, cellular component: plasma membrane; cytoplasm. The coding region runs from base 169 to 2508 and encodes 779 amino acids. Gene Ontology annotation, molecular function: protein binding; calcium ion binding. The transcript has 20 exons. The record is from RefSeq and is a predicted model, not a curated record. Lineage: Eukaryota; Metazoa; Mollusca; Gastropoda; Lepetellida; Haliotidae. Gene Ontology annotation, biological process: endosomal transport; endocytosis.